AUGUCCGAACUCUUCAACGCCAACCCCGUCGUUUUCUCGACAACGAAACCUUCCUCAAGUCGUCUAGCAGAGAAAUCAGCGCAAUCACUAUGGCUAUAUGAUAACAGCGAUACAGAAGAAGAAGGAAACGAGGUGGAGGAGAUCGAUCAGGACGAAGUAUUUGAUCUCAUACGCUCGAUAUACGACCCAGAGCACCCAAACACCCUCGAAGAACUCCGCGUCGUGUCGGCGUCUCAGGUAACAGUGGGCCACAACCGUAUCAAGGUCGAAUUUACACCCACGGUACCUCAUUGCGGCAUGUCUACACUCAUUGGCCUCUCAAUCCGAGUCCGCUUACUCCGAAGCCUUCCAAGUCGGUACAAGGUCGAUAUUAUGGUCCAACCAGGUUCUCACCAGAGUGAGCAUAGCGUCAACAAGCAGUUGAAUGACAAGGAACGUGUGGCGGCAGCCCUGGAGAAUCCGCCUUUGGUGGAGACUGUCGAGAAGUGCCUGGCGAACACCUGCGCCCACGACCACGCCCAUUGA
Molecule: messenger RNA, 525 nt
Organism: Coprinopsis cinerea okayama7#130
Lineage: Eukaryota; Fungi; Basidiomycota; Agaricomycetes; Agaricales; Psathyrellaceae
Product: FAM96B protein
Exons: 4
Coding region: 1-525 (174 amino acids)
Biological process (GO): iron-sulfur cluster assembly
Source: RefSeq, a predicted model, not a curated record